Umbelopsis ramanniana AG is the source of this 381-nucleotide messenger RNA. RefSeq lists its product as uncharacterized. NCBI's taxonomy places the organism in Eukaryota, Fungi, Mucoromycota, Umbelopsidomycetes, Umbelopsidales, Umbelopsidaceae. The record is from RefSeq and is a predicted model, not a curated record. Bases 37 to 240 code for a protein of 67 amino acids. The transcript has a single exon.
GUUCUAUCAUGUGGACAAACGGCAUGCCAGUUUAACAUGUUGUCAGGAGGUCGCUGCUAUUAUUCAUGUCGGUAUAAUGAAUGUCAACAAGACACCAAAACCACUCGAGCACAAUUCAUGGGAGCAAUGUUAUCAAGAGAAUUUGAGUGUAGAGAAGAAGGCGCAACAGAUUUUUCAUGCUUCAGAAGUGCGCCAUUGGGAGACUGCUCAAAUUUUCAAUGGUUCUGCACGCAAUGCUGACCAAAGACCACAGUAAAAUCAUGACCACAGGCUGGUCGUUGAUAUAAUAGCUAGACGUAAUUGACCUGCUAGAUAACCGAAAACCGAAAUAUACUUGAGGGAUAAUAAUUAAUAAAGGAUCAGGUGUUUAUUUUGGCCUGC